Messenger RNA from Arvicola amphibius (Eurasian water vole), 3372 nucleotides. It is a transcript of the gene Adamts17, whose product is annotated as ADAM metallopeptidase with thrombospondin type 1 motif 17. The coding region runs from base 1 to 3372 and encodes 1123 amino acids. Lineage: Eukaryota; Metazoa; Chordata; Mammalia; Rodentia; Cricetidae. The transcript is spliced from 23 exons. Gene Ontology annotation, molecular function: metalloendopeptidase activity. The record is from RefSeq and is a predicted model, not a curated record. Gene Ontology annotation, biological process: proteolysis; extracellular matrix organization. Gene Ontology annotation, cellular component: extracellular matrix.
AUGUGUGACGGCGCCCUGCUGCCCCCUCUCGUCCUGUCCUUGCUGCUGCUGGUGUGGGGACUGGACCCGGGCACAGCUGUCGGCGACGCGGCGGCCGACGUGGAGGUGGUGCUCCCGAGGCGACUGCGCCCCGACGACGUGCACCUGCAGCUGCUACCGGGAAUAGCGGGGCUCAGGCAGUGGCGGCGACAGCGAGCAUCUUCAGGUGGCCCUCGCGCCGGGCCAGGAGAGCGCGCCCUGCUGCUGCACCUGCCGGCCUUUGGGCGCGACCUGUACCUGCAACUGCGUCGCGACCUGCGCUUCCUGUCCCCCGGCUUCGAGGUGGAGGAGGCGGGUGCCGUGGGGAGCAGCGGACUCCCUGCCGAGCUGUGCUACUACUCCGGACGAGUCCUGGGCCACCCGGGCUCCCUCGUCUCCCUCAGCGCCUGCGGCGCCUCCGGCGGCCUGGUUGGGCUCAUCCAGCUCGAGCAGGAGCGGCUGUUCGUCCAGCCCCUCAACAACUCGGGAGGCCCAUUCAGUGGAAGAGAGCACCUGAUCAGGCGCAAAUGGUCCUCCAACCCCAGCCCCCAGUCUACCGAAGCUGAGGAAUCCAGGCAGCCCUGCAAAGUCGUGACAGAAAAGAAGCCCAGGAAGGACAAGCCGUCACGGGACUGGAGGGAGCGGAGGAAUGCCAUCAGGCUCACCAAUGAGCACACGGUGGAGACCCUGGUGGUGGCUGAUGCCAACAUGGUGCAGUACCACGGGGCAGAGGCUGCGCAGAGGUUCCUCCUCACUGUCAUGAACAUGGUAUACAACAUGUUUCAGCACCAGAGCCUUGGGAUUAAAAUUAACAUUCAAGUCACCAAGCUGGUCCUUCUGCGACAACGCCCGGCCAAGUUAUCCAUCGGGCACCAUGGUGAGCGGUCCCUGGAGAGCUUCUGUCACUGGCAGAAUGAGGAGUAUGGGGGUGCACGGUAUCUUGGCAAUAACCAGGUACCAGGAGGGAAGGAUGACGCGCCUCCUGUGGAUGCUGCUGUGUUUGUGACCAGGACAGAUUUCUGCGUUCACAAAGAUGAGCCGUGUGACACUGUUGGAAUUGCUUACUUAGGAGGCGUGUGCAGUGCUAAGAGGAAAUGUGUGCUUGCCGAAGACAAUGGUCUCAAUCUGGCCUUUACCAUCGCCCACGAGCUGGGCCACAACCUGGGAAUGAACCACGACGACGACCACUCAUCUUGUGCUGGCCGGUCGCACAUCAUGUCGGGAGAGUGGGUGAAGGGUCGAAACCCUAGCGAUCUCUCUUGGUCAUCCUGUAGUCGAGAUGACCUCGAGAACUUUCUCAAAUCCAAAGUCAGUACCUGCUUACUGAUCACUGACCCCAGGAGUCAGCACGCCCUGCGCCUUCCUCACAAGCUGCCCGGCAUGCACUACAGCGCCAAUGAGCAGUGCCAGAUUCUGUUUGGCACCAAUGCUACCUUCUGCAGAAACAUGGAGCAUCUGAUGUGCGCUGGGCUGUGGUGUCUGGUAGAGGGAGAUACAUCCUGCAAGACCAAGCUGGACCCUCCUCUGGAUGGCACCGAGUGUGGGGCAGACAAGUGGUGUCGGGCUGGGGAGUGUGUGAGCAAGACGCCCAUCCCUGAACAUGUGGACGGGGACUGGAGCCCGUGGGGCACCUGGAGCAUGUGCAGCCGAACGUGUGGGACAGGAGCGCGAUUCCGGCAGAGGAAAUGUGACAACCCCCCCCCUGGGCCUGGAGGCACACACUGCCAAGGUGCCAGCGUAGAACAUGCCGCCUGUGAGAACCUGCCCUGCCCCAAGGGUGUGCCCAGCUUCCGGGACCAGCAGUGCCAAGCCCAUGACCGACUGAGCAGCAAGAAGAGGGGCCUGUUGACGGCAGUGGUGGUCGAUGAUAAACCGUGUGAACUCUACUGCUCGCCUCUCGGGAAGGAGUCCCCACUGCUGGUGGCUGACAGGGUUCUGGAUGGCACGCCCUGUGGACCUUACGAGACUGACCUCUGUGUGUACGGCAGAUGCCAGAAAAUUGGCUGUGAUGGCAUCAUCGGGUCUGCAGCCAAAGAAGACAGGUGUGGUGUCUGCAGCGGGGAUGGCAAGACCUGUCGUGUGGUGAAGGGUGACUUCAGCCACUCCCGGGGGACAGGUUAUAUCCAAGCUGCUGUCAUUCCGGCCGGAGCUCGGAGGAUCCGCGUGGUAGAAGACAAACCUGCUCACAGUUUCCUGGCUCUCGAAGACUCCAGUAAGAGAUCCAUCAACAGCGACUGGAAGAUAGAGCUCCCGGGGGAGUUCCAGAUUGCAGGUACGACCGUCCGCUAUGUGAGAAGAGGCCUAUGGGAGAAGUUUUCAGCCAAGGGACCCACCACGGUGCCACUGCAUCUGAUGGUGCUGCUCUUUCACGACCAGAAUUAUGGGAUUCAUUACGAAUACACCAUACCUGUAAACCAGAGCACUGAAAACCGGAGUGAGCCAGCCAAGCCACAGGACGCUCUGUUUCUCUGGACCCACAGUGGUUGGGAAGGGUGCAGCGUGCAGUGUGGAGGAGGAGAACGCAGGACCAUUGUAUCGUGCACACGGAUUGUUAACAAGACCACAACCCUGGUGAAUGACAGUGACUGCCCCCAAGCAAGCCGCCCUGAGCCCCAGGUCCGAAGGUGCAACUCUCACCCAUGCCAGUCCCGGUGGGUGGCCGGUCAGUGGAGCCCCUGCUCAGCAACCUGUGAGAAGGGCGUCCAACAUCGGGAGGUGACUUGCGUAUACCAGCUACAGAACGGGACACAUGUCACUACUCGGCCCCUCUACUGCUCAGAACCCCGGCCGACCCCAGUACAGAGCUGUGAAGGCCAGGACUGCCUGUCUAUCUGGGAGGCAUCAGAGUGGUCAGAGUGCUCUGCCAACUGUGGCAAAGGGACCCAGAAGCGAACUGUGACCUGCACCAACUCUCAAGGGAAAUGCGACGCGUCCACAAGGCCGAAAGCAGAGGAGGCGUGUGAGGACUACUCCAGCUGCUAUGAGUGGAAAACCGGGGGCUGGUCUAAGUGCUCAUCCACCUGCGGGAAGGGGCUCCAGUCCCGUGUGGUACAGUGCAUGCACAAAGUAACUGGACGCCAUGGCAGUGAGUGCCCCACUCUGUCCAAGCCAGCAGCCUACAGACAGUGCCACCAGGAGGUUUGCAAUGACAAGAUUAAUGUGAACACCAUCACCUCCCCUCGCCUCGCUGCUCUGACCUACAAAUGCACACGAGACCAGUGGACAGUGUACUGCCGGGUCAUCCGAGAGAAGAACCUCUGCCAGGACAUGCGGUGGUACCAGCGCUGCUGCCAGACCUGUAGGGACUUCUACGCCAAUAAGAUACGCCAGCCGCCCUCUCCACCAAGCUCAUGA